ACUCGACUACAGAACCGAUCACAACUCCAAGCCCAUUAACCGUCGUUCAAACCUCAACCGAUGCCAUGUCUUCAUCGACCAAGUCCUCAUCAACUUCUGAAGCAACUUUAGCUCCACCAGAGACAACAACCGAUGAGUACUCAACUGCUGAAAAUACAAGCCCAAAUAAAUUUGCAACUACAGGCAGUGAAGCCUCUACUGUUGUUCUAUCAACCACCACAGAACCACAGUCGACAUCUGCUCACACCCCUACAGCCCAAAGUGAGGUCCCAACAUCUGUCACCCCUGGACCUGUGUCCAUCAGUUCUUCCUUCACCUCUGAUCCAACAACUACUGAAAUGUUCCAGACAACUUCAGAGCUCAUGACAGACUCGACUACAGUACCGAUCAAAACUCCAAGUCCAUCCACCGUCGUUCAAACCUCGACCGAUGCCAUGUCUUCGUCGACAGAGUCCUCAUCAACUUCUGAAGCAACUUUAACUCCACCAGAGACAACAGCCGAUGAGUACUCGACUGCUGAAACUACAAGCCCCACAGCACUUGCAACUACAGGCAGUGAAGCCUCCACUAUUCUUCCAUCAACCACCACAGAACCACGGUCCACGUUUGUCAACACCCCUACAGCCCAAACUGAGACAACUUCAGAGCUCAUGACAGACUUGACUACAGUACCGAUCACAACUCCAAGUCCAUCCACCGUGGUUCAAACCUCAACUGAUGCCACGACUUCAUUGACCAAGUCCUCAUCAACUUCUGAAGCAACUUUGACUCCACCAGAGACAACAACGGAUGAGUACUCGACUGCUGAAUCUACAAGCCCCACAACACUUGCAAGUACAGGCAGUGAAGCCUCCACUCGUCUUCCAUCAACCACCACAGAACCACAGUCGACAUCUGCUCACACCCCUACAGCCCAAAGUGAGGUCCCAACAUCUGUCUCCAGCAGUUCUUCCUUCACCUCUGAUGCAACAACUACUGAAAUGUUCCAGACAACUUCUGAGGUCUUGACAGACUCGACUACAGAACCGAUCACAACUCCAAGUCCAUCCACCGUCUUCUACCUUCACCUCUGA
Messenger RNA from Synchiropus splendidus (mandarinfish), 1073 nucleotides. RefSeq lists its product as uncharacterized. Bases 66 to 1073 code for a protein of 335 amino acids. NCBI's taxonomy places the organism in Eukaryota, Metazoa, Chordata, Actinopteri, Syngnathiformes, Callionymidae. The record is from RefSeq and is a predicted model, not a curated record. The transcript has 3 exons.